AUGACGGAGGGUCUGGAGUUGCCAUUUCAGUGGGAUGACGGCAACUUCAUCUCUCCGUUUGUCAGCAGCAGCGACGACGCCGUCGCAGCGCUUGCGGCGUGGAUGCACGACUCGCCGCUGUUGCCGCCGCACAAGGAUGCGCUGCGACUAACCGACCUUGGCUGCGGCGAUGGCCAGGCGCUAUUUGCGCUGAGCGCCAACCUCUUCUCGCUGCGUGGGGGCAGCAGUCACGGUGACGCUAGUCCACUCCAGCUGACGGUCGUUGGAUUGGAUCUUGACGAGACUCUCGUUAAUGCGGCACAGCAACGCGCUGGCUCCACCGUUGUUGUGCCGCCACAUCAACUUCGGUGCGUUUUCGAAUCCGUCGACGUGCGCCACUGCGAUGUGGAUCGUUACUU
Messenger RNA from Trypanosoma grayi, 398 nucleotides. RefSeq lists its product as hypothetical. The record is from RefSeq and is a predicted model, not a curated record. The annotation marks the transcript as partial. Lineage: Eukaryota; Euglenozoa; Kinetoplastea; Trypanosomatida; Trypanosomatidae. The transcript has a single exon.